CUGCCCGCCGCUGGCCCUUCCCCCGCCCCUCCCCGCUCCGGUGCGCGACUCAGCCGCCGCUCCGGGCAGGGAGGAAGGGCUGGGAGCCGCCUCCCGCUGCCCCCGGCCGCCCCCUCCCCAUGCAGCCCGGCCCGCCGCUGGGAGCCCUCCCCGGGGGGAUGUUUCUGCGGCCGCUGCCGGGAUAACCGGCGCGCCGCCCGCCCCCGCCCCGGACGGAGGAUGCUGCCCGCGCCGUGGCGGGUUCCGACUCGGGCAGCAGCGGCCGCGUCCGCCUCCUCGGCUCCGGGCAGCGUCGCCGGGGAGAGAUGAGUUCGCGGCACCAGGCGGACUGGAUCCCUUACAGUGUUCUGGAUGAUGAGGGGAGCAGCCUGCGUCAGCAGAAGCUUGACAGACAGAGAGCACUGCUGGAACAGAAGCAGAAAAAGAAGCGCCAGGAGCCACUGAUGGUUCAGUCCAACGUGGACAGCCGGGCAAGGACGCGCAGGACGAAACAUUCGGAGGAGCAGGCCCCGCUGGUGGAAUCCUAUCUCAACAGCAACAGCAGCACCAUCUAUCAUGCAGUGCAGGAGGCUGAACAGGAAGAUGUAAAGGUGGUAGUGGACGCCCAAGCUCCGAAACCAACUAAAAAAACCAAGGCAGCAGCUGCGAGCUGUCAGAGUAGCAGCACCAGAAAGGAGAAAAAAGGGAAACACAAAGGGAUUGAUGGCCCAGCUGCUUUUCAAGAUGAUGUUCAGAAGAUAGGAAGUCAAGUGCAGAUUCUCACUGUUGGACAGGCAAGCCAUGAUGAAGAUGAUGGCGAGAAAGUGGCUACUGGCCAACAUCAGCAAAGCAAGCAAGAUCUUAGAACAGCAAUGCAGAAAAAAGAUCCCCAUGCAAAUACAUCCUGGUCCUCUUCCACCUCCCAAUCCAGCCUUGUCGCCCUGGAUCAUGUUCCUGGCAUUUCAAGCAGCAUGAAUUUUGAUGAGGAAGAAGAUGAGGAGGAUGAAGACAGCUCCAGUUCUUCACAGUUAAACAGUAACACUCGGCCUGGUUCUGCCACGAGCAAGAAAUCCAAUAAGGAAGCGGCCUCAGCCCCCAGUCCUUCCACAAAUGAGCCCCUCAUAGAUGUGGAUGACCUGGAGGAGUUUGCUGUCAGACCUGCCCCACAGGGGGUCACUGUCAAGUGCAGGAUCACAAGAGACAAGAAGGGAAUGGACCGAGGGAUGUACCCUACUUAUUACCUCCACUUGGAAAGGGAGCAUGGUAAAAAGGUGUUUCUGUUGGCUGGAAGGAAGCGAAAGAAGAGUAAAACCUCUAAUUACCUCAUCUCUAUAGACCCAACUGACCUGUCCCGGGGUGGAGAGAGUUUUAUUGGAAAACUGAGAUCAAAUCUUAUGGGAACUAAGUUUACAGUUUAUGACAAUGGAGUAAAUCCAAUGAAGACAACAUCCAGCCUGGAGGCGAGUACCCUGCGUCAGGAGCUAGCUGCUAUUUGUUACGAAACAAAUGUCCUGGGGUUUAAAGGACCUCGUAAAAUGAGCGUGAUCAUACCAGGAAUGAAUAUGGAUCAUGAAAGAGUUUCCAUCCGGCCACGAAAUGAACAUGAGACGCUUCUUGCACGGUGGCAGAACAAAAACACAGAGAGUGUCAUUGAGCUGCACAACAAGACACCAGUCUGGAAUGAUGACACCCAGUCCUAUGUUCUGAAUUUCCAUGGUCGAGUCACACAGGCCUCAGUGAAGAACUUCCAAAUUAUCCACGACAAUGACCCUGACUACAUCGUGAUGCAGUUUGGCCGCGUGGCUGAGGACGUGUUCACCAUGGACUACAACUACCCAAUGUGUGCACUACAAGCCUUUUCCAUUGCCCUUUCCAGUUUUGACAGCAAGCUGGCUUGUGAGUAAAGGGGCGUGGGUGAGCAUCCUCUCGAAGGAAGCAGUUUGCCAUAUGAUUCCCAAUUCCUGCUGGUGUCGCUUAUGGUCCAUACUAAAAAGGUCAGGGAAAAAUGCAGUUGUGGAGGACCACUCUGUUGCUGAAGAGAAAGUAAAAAGGAAUCUUCUAAAAAUUCAGGACAUUCAGGAAAUUAUAUUUUCCUUUUUUUUUUUUUUUUUUUUUUGUCCCCCUGUCAUACUCUUCUGGACGUGACAUGGAGUUUUUGUAAAUAGGAGCUGUCUCUCGUGUCCCUGGUUAUGUUAUGGAUGUGUGCCAUGAUGUACUGUACCGUGGCUCCAGUAGCACCAUGACAGUGGUGUCUUUUUUUUAAAAUCCAGAAAGGGCAUGAGCGCUCCAAAAGUUUCUUUUUACAUUUAAGAAUCAUUCCGAGGCUGCAAUCGUACCUCAAGGUUGCAUUCCUGCAUCAACUAAUCAGAGCUUCACAUCAUCCAGCAUAAGAGAAAGAUGAGGAAAAAAGAUGCACUUUUUAAUUUUUUUUUAAAUUUUUUUUUGAUUGUGCGAGGAUCUCACGUAGUGUAAAGCCGAGUCUGAAGGUUGAAAACCUCUGCUGGACUGAACUUGAUGCAUUGCUGUUGUACAUGUAGAAAAAGGCAUGAUGAAUUUUAAUUGCAGUGGGAGGAAAUGGAGAAGUGGAAAGCACAAAAUAAUGUUGCACAAGUCACUUGAAUUCUAAGCUGUCAUUAUGUUUUAACAUCUACAUGCUUUUUAAUUUGUUUCAAAUGGAAAUGUAUUUGCAGUACAGAAAGGGAAAAGGAAAACAUCUUGAUGCCAAGAAAGCAUAACUUAUGUUGAAUUUGGCAUUUUGUGGGCUGGGAAUUUAUAUCCUUGUAUUGCUGUGGUAAUUCAAACACAUAUUUUGUAUGAAGUGAUAUAAACAAUUGGAUAAAGGCACUCUGCAGAGAAUCUUAUUAUUUUGAACAGGCUGUGUAAAGCUGAGGAAGGUAAAUGGAAAUAUUUUAUUAAAUUUGUCUGGCCUUUUGAGCUUUUACAAUUUGUUGAUCGCAUUUUUUGAACUUUGAGCAACAACCACUUUUCAUAUUUAUUUCCCAUUGUAAGAAUGCUUGAAAUCGAUUGAAACUGUGUAUGUUGUUCUCUGAUGUAAACGUGCCAGCUACUGAGCUAAAUCCUUCUAGGCAAAUCUAGUGUAUGCUGCAUUCAGGUGAGACACUGGCAGGACACAGAAUAGCUUAAAAUAGUGCAGAUUUUGCAUUUACUUUAUUUUCUGAUCUAUCUGAAAUAUAUAAACAAAUACAAUUUCAAAACAAAACACAAGCAAAGAACAAACCAUUGUUAUCUUCUCUGCUGAACAUUUCAAAAGCCAGCAGCUGCAACUCAAAAGCACAUUGUACAACACCUUUAAAAAUAAUGGUCUUGCUGCCAUUGUUCUGUUCAGUGUUGUCCAGAAUGGCACACAGAGUAAUAGGAUUUAUAUGUUCACCAGAAGGGUGUGGAAAUGUGAGUGAAGUAGUAGCUGUGUUUUAUACUGUGUAUAUUCAGGCCCUCCUUUUUAUUCCUUAUAAACUCUUGCACUGCACAACCAGAGAUUAUGCAAUGUAAAAAUGAGAUAAAGCCUGAUUUUCUCAUAGUUGACAGUGUGACACUUUUUGAGUGUAGGGGACAGGUCAUAAAGCUCUCCUCAAGUUUGUGCCAUUUGGACUGCAUCAUUUCAACUAACAAAAGAAAUAUGCUCUCUUCACCUUUGCCUUCAGCUCUCCUUCCCAAUAUACAGACAAAGGAAUUUCAGAUAAGAAAUGAAAGAGAUAAGAGAUAAAAAUAAAUAAUUGCCAGCAUUUUUUCUAAUCUUUCAAACAACUUAUGGGAAGAAAGUCUGCUGACUUUAAAAGACUGUUUUGUUGAUAGACUCAGCAUGUCAAAUAUUAUCAUAAAUUAACAGGAAGCUCUGUCUCUUUUCCCCCCCCUCUCAUCUUUUUGCAAGGAGCCUUUCCAUGCAAUGGUAUAAAAUGGAAAGACACCUUUUGUUUGAGAGAAAUCAGUUCCCUCAGUGAAUGAUGGAAGUGCUGAUUCAUGAGCUGCAGGGUGAUCCUUUGGCUUUGCACAUGGGUGCUUUGUUUUUCUCUGUAGCUGGUGGUUUCCCACAGUUUCACAUCCUCAUCUGUCACCUCGCUUCGGAUUUAACAAAGCAGGCCCUUAGGCCUUUGCUUACCUCAUGUCAGCCUUUAAAAACUAGCUCCAGUGACCACCAGAAUUUUUUUGUUUGGACUACUGCAAGACCAGUGAGGAAUUAAUUCCCAGUGCUGGUGUUUAGGUGUGAUGUGGAUUUCAAGAACUCUGCAGCACGGGAAUGGCUGAAUCUGCAUGGCCUCGGUUCUGUGCCUCGCCAGUGGCGCGCUUACUUCUGACAGAGUGGCACCUGACACGGUUUUCUGUCCGUGCACAACUGUGUCAAGGAGCUGAGUGUCCCGUGGUGCACAUACACAAUCUGCUGGCUCUAGUGGUGGAGUUGGUUUAGGAAGGGUUAUUUUUAACCCAGAUCAUAACAAUGGUCUGACUCACAUCAUGACCCCCUCAGGGAAUUGGCAUGAAAGGAAACUCAUGUGCAGUGAACUCCUGCACAAGGGUGAGAAUGAGGGGCUGGGGAAAGGCUGCGAGUUCAGCUUCUUGGGACAAUUUUGCUGCCAGCACAUUGUGUAACUUCACUCUCACUGCAUGUUCUUCCCAGCCAGGUAUUUUUUUUUUAACCUGUAACCAUGCCAGGAGGAAAGUGGUGGCUCAAGUUCCCAUCAUCUUAACAGAAUCGUACAGGGCCAUCAGCCAACAAGCUGCUGAGGGAAAAACUGCCCACAAUAAAUCGAGGUCACUAGAGGGGGAUGUUAACCUGGGACUAAGAGUGAGGAACUCUCAUUAAAUCUGGUUCAGUUAGAAGAGGAUUUGUUCCUAAUGCCCUUUGCUAAAACCCUAAUUCCUCACUAUUGUUGAGCAAGGUACUGGGUUUUAUUCACUUGGCCUUUACCAUUUGCUCUGGAAGCAGUUUCAAAGAUUAAUUUCGAAUCUAUAUAAUUUCUGAUGGUUAAUUUUUGCUGCAUAUUUUCUGGUGAAUGUCAUAUGCAGGGUGAUACCACAAGCUUUCCAGCACAUCUCUAAAUUUUGUCCUCCCAACUUGGAACAAUAAAACCAGGUUCUGUCUUAGCAUAGAGUCACACCUGAAAUUACAUUUUCCUCGCAAAGUUACAUUUUCUUCCCCAUCAGUAAUAAAAUCUUGGUACUAGUAAGUAUUUUCAGAGACAUGUGCAUGCUGAAGUAGCCAAGGAGUAGUUAGUGGUACUCUCCUGGUAGUAACUUCUGCUGGGCCUGCGUGCAGCAGGGCAUAACCUUGUUUACUCAGUGUGACAAAGAACAGAAUGGCCCCGAGCUGUGUAUUUCCUUCACACAGUCUUAGUGAAUGUUUGGCUACAGUAGAUUUAAUGUUAUUUAAAAUCCCAAUAUUGAUGAUUUUUUGCAUCUGCUGUUGAUUUUGGCAGAGUUGUAAACAAAUUCCUUGCCUGAAUCGCUUAUGGGCAAAUGCUGCAUGCUUUAAUGAGAGUUCUUAAUCUAACUUGUCACUCUGUUUACAUCAAACAGUUUCUUCCUGGCCCUUUAUCUAAUUUUCCUCAUCUCUGAUGUUCUGUUCCUUCUCAUUCUCUUUACAAUUCCUUUAUCUGCUCUUCAAGGAUGUGCAACUCAGAAGUGUUUGACAAUAUUGCUCAGUGAUCUCUCCACAGAUGAAUAAUGCCUUUGGUGCACAUUCAGUGAUGCUCCUACAAUAGAAGCCUUAUCAGAGGGGUGUAUUUGGCCCUUUGGCUUUUCAUUAGAGUGAAUUAACACAUUAAAAGGUAGCAGAUAAAAAAGCUUGCCUAAAAUAUAAUCAAAAUUUUUCUCAGUAAACAUUCAGUUUCCAAACCAUUGGUUGCAAAUCAAUGAGCAGAGCUGUCCACAAGCCUGGAGGCAGGCUGUUAGAUUCCCUUUGUAGUGCUGCCUUAUUUUUUCCUUUUUUCCUUUUUUUUUUUUUAUUUUUCCAAAAGGUUGGAAGUAAUUUUGAGAGCUGAAUUGUGUUGGUGGCCUAAAAUAGUUUAUUUUUUAGAAGCUAGACAUCACUCUGUUCCUUUUGCAGGAUAAUAUAUGGCACAUAAAACAGUAAUGUCAUAGGCUCUUGUUAUAAAUUCUGCUGUUAAGAAAUCAGUGAGAAUGGUUUUUGUAAUAAUUACUGGGCAAAUCUCUUGCUAUUCAAGUUGCCUUACAAUAGUGCUGGAGUUCCCAACUGGCUGAAAGGAGCUGGAGUGAAAAGGGCUCUGUAAUAAAAUCUGGUGGCUGCACAAUUGAAAAAUUUCAUUGUGGAGUCAAAUGACACCAGAGUUUUAUCGGUCAUGGGGAACCAAUGCCACCAAUUCAAACUUUCUGAAGUUUUGCUCCCUUGUGGUGAACAAAGGAGGGGCUUUAAGCAAGCAGAGACACCAGUGAGCUCUCUAAAAGUAUUGGGCAUUAGACCUACUUUUCUCCUAUUAAAAUCUUACUCCUAUCUGGGUGAUGCCCAUUAAAAAAAAAAAUCAGAAAAUCAAUCAAUUCUUUACUAUGGAAAAUAAUUCUCAGUUCUUGUAUCAUAGAUUUUUACGGAUUUUAUUAUUAAUUAAUUUGUAAUUUCACAUAAGGAUAAAACAAGGAUGGGGAAAGAAGGGUUUUUGCCCUGAAGGGAUGAUGGGUCUAGACCAAUAUCAGAUUAUUUUGUCUUUGUUGAUGGUAGUAGGACAAGACAGGGGGUUGCCUGGUGUUCUGGGCAGAGAUGGUUUCUCCUAAUGUAUUGCAAGUGUCAGAGGGAAGAUGUUGGGUUUGAUCCUGUGGCAGUAUAACUAUUUGCCCCACACUGUCCCACUGCUCUCCUAAAACAUCAUUUUUCCUGCUUUUACAGAAGCCUGUGCUCACCAGCAGAUAUUUUUGCUUGGCAAUUAAGGACAGCACAGCAGUCACCUUUAUUAGAAUUAUGGGCUGAUGACUCAGAUUUUUCAAAAGGCCUCAUUUUGAUUACUAGAACAAAGUAGUUUUAUACAUAUAAAUCUUGCAGUAGAGUUAAUCUAACUGUAGGUGCAGGCUUCUCUUGUAUGUGCUACUUAAUGAAAUCAGGUUCCUGUUGUUCCUCAUGUACAAAAAGUACCUUCCAGGGUUCUCCUCUGUAAGUGUUUGAAAUUAAUUUUGUAGAUAUUCCUCAGUUCUUUCUGUUGCUCGCCAAGGAACUAAGAAAACAAUUUGCACAACUAUCUCAACGCUUUGGUGUUUUGCUAUGAACUAUAGCUCAGUAGCUGAUACUCACAAAUGCCUGUAUAUUGGAUGAAAAUGCAUUAAAACUUAUUUUGUAUGUUGUAUUUUAUUUAACUGCCUAUACAUUUUCGAUUCCCCUUUUUCAGUAAGGGUAUGUUUAUCUGUACCUUCACUGAGAAGACUUGAAUGAAGUGGCUUUCUUGAAUGGAGCCACUACUCUGGUUUGCUGAAUGGCUCUAGGAAGAGGACACUGUUCAGAAAAAUUACGCUUACAUUUUGAGAAAAAACCUUCCCUAUUAACAUCAUAAUUGGAUUAUGCAAUAACACUGGAAGCUUAUCAUGGUUUUAUUUAAGUCUGCAAUGGCAGUUUGAAAAUUACUCUGACAAAAGCUUGUUAAGCACAUGAACUGUAACAAAGUCCUCCUUGAGAGUCAGAACCUCACAAGUACAUUUAAUACUCAUGAUCUAGUCUGUGCUUGGGUACAGGCAAAAAGGGUCCUGAAGAGUAAAAAUCUGUGUUAAAAUCAACACAGUCUUCUAGGCUGACACAACACAGGCCUGGGGAUGGGGUCACCAGGGCUUUAAUCCCAACAGAGAGUCUGACUUUGUGCAAAUCUUGGAACCUCUUUGUGCCUCAGCUCCAGUGAGCUGAAUGGAACUCCUGGUUUUUGGCCUGGCUCUGUCCAUCUCUGUUCUGCUGAGAGGAUUUCCAGGAGUGCUUUGAGGCUGGUGGAUGACAGUGGUGUUGCAGUGCUCAGAACACAAUUUAAUGCUCCCUGAACCAACCAGAAUGUGAAGUUUUCUGCUGCCUAUGUAGAAACCAUGUCCUAAGCAAUCUCUUAGGAUCAAAUCUUGAUGCUGUUGAAUUCUAUGGAAGUCUUGUCAAUGAUUUAAGUGAGGCUGCAUUUAUUUUUACCUUGUGUUAUUUUUGGUUACCAAAAGUGCAGCAAAAACCAGUAAGGACAAACCAUCUGAUACACUGCUCCUUCUGACAGUGUGUGCUGUUGGUUGUGUUUCACUUCCCAGCAGCUGUUGUUUAAAAACUAUUAUUCCUGAACACAUUGCAGAGGUUCAGUUAAUGCAGUCACCUAUUUAUGCUUUCAUGUAGCAAACUGAGGCACUUGGCAAUUGUGCUGCAAAUUGCCUUUUUGUAUUUUUGGUUUUUUCUUUCCCUUGGAUGUGACUCAGUUGCUCAGGAGUGUUGUUACUGCCCACUUUGGCUCUGUCAUGCACAUCUGAUUUAAAAAUAAUGAGCCUCAUGAUUUCUGCCCACCUUUAUACUCAGCUGGGAUGUUUACAGUGUUUCUCACAUUUCACCCAGUAUCUGUGGCUUCUUACUGAGGCUGUCCCAGUUGGCACAAUGCCAUUAGAAGUGUCAGUAAUUUAUGAAGUGUAAUUCUCAAAAUAACAGAAUGUAAUUUAUAAACAUUUUUUAUAAAAUGUAACAUUAAAAUCUAGCUAAGUUUAAUGCUUACAGUCUGGAUGAAAUUGCAAGGAGAUUAUUUGUUGAAAAUGUUCUUUUCUUAAGCUUGAUUUGAAGCUUGAGCUCUCAUUUAGGAGAUUUAGUAAGCUAUAGUAACCUUCUGAUCCUGCAGCUCCAUGCAGACUGCCAGCCUGUGACUGCAGCAAUCUGUCAGUGUGGUGAGGACACACCAAGUGAUGAGAAUUCCAAAGUCCUGGCAAGACUGCACUUCCUAAUUCUCCUAGGCACUCUUGAACAUCACGUAGGAAAUCAUGUACCUUUCCUAUGCUGGCUUACCAAAUAACACCAGGAAUAUUUUCACUCCCUUUGAAUUUAAAAUUAUUUUUUUUUAAGGCCUACUGUCUAGGUAAGUGUAAUCUUAACAUUUAGUCUUGAUGUGCUGGAAGAUUUCAACAUGAGAUCACUUACUUUGCCAGUGCAGAAAAUCUCACCAGUCCACAAAACCAGAGUGUGUUGGGUGGGCUUCGGACACCGCUCAUGGAAUCAGUAAGGCUGGAAAAGACCUCCAAGAUCAUCAAGUCUAGCCUGUGAUGGACCUGAUGAUAAACAAGUUUAUGAGCCCUGGCACCUCGUAGCACAAGGUCUUCAUUCCAGUCUGGGCCAGCAGAAGAUAACCCAAUUAUUACCAUCCAGUUCUCUUCCCUAGGGAGAAUUUCCUGGCCUUCCAGAAGUAGAACUUUGUUAAUCCUGAUGUGUCUUUAAACAUUAAAGCAUUUUUUAGCUAUUUAAAAAAACGUUUUCAAAGAUGUGGUUUAAGCUCAAAUAAAAGAGUCUUUCAAAUAGUUAGAGGUGUACCAAGUUGGCUUAGUUGAGAGACAGCUGCUUUUUCCAGCAAUUUCCUCAGCUGUCGUAGAAGCAGAGCUUGAUAGUCUUGCUGGAAAAAAACAUAACAUAGCUAUUAUAUUAUAUAUAUGUGUAUAUAUCUCUAUCUCAGCAUAUUAUAUAAUAAUAUGCUUUCCUUGGGUUUUGCCUAAUGAUGCUGCUGGUUUGUGCACCACUACAUUUCUUUCUGAAGGGCAGUGCUCAACACAAAUAGAGCUGUGUUUUCUAGGAAAGGCUCUGCCUCAUUUCCGGCUGCCUUACAUGUGAUUUGGUAUUUGUUACUAAAUAUAUAAACUCUUCCAAGAAAAAAACCCCAGGAUUUCUAGACAAAAUCACUGACACUUAGUGCUGUAUGCCUGGAUUGGCAGAAGGCUAUUUUUGCCAACCAGGAGUUUUCUUAUUCCUUAUUGUCCCAGCUGUUGCCAUGGGUGAGCACUAGGAGACAGAGGGUCUCCCUUGUGAGCUUCAUCCUGAAGACUAAAGUGUUUCACUUUAGAAUACUGGCAAACCAAACCAUGUAACUACAGAGUUCUCAUCAGGCAAUUAAGUUGCACUGAAAUUGAGUUUCAUGGAAAUUAAUUUGUGAGAAUGACCCCAAAUAGACAUGAGAACACUGAGCAAAUGUCAGGAACUGAAAAGUUGCUCAGCAAAAUAUUUAAAUCAAGCCUACAGAGUUUUUAUAAGUAAAAAACCCCCAAUGAAACAAACAAUGAGGCUCUAUUUCAUUCCUAAUUAUAAUUAGUUGGGGAUUCAAUAUUUUAUAAAGUAGGUUGAGAAGAAAUUCUGUGUACUGUUAAUUCUAACUUCUGCUUUAAAGCAAAGCUACAGCAGGGGAUGUGUGCUCUUAAGAUUUCUAACAGUGUCAUCUCAAAAAGCUGAUUGUGGAAUAGAGCUCUAACUGAGGAAUUCUCAAGAGUUACUGAGUCCAGUGAUACUAUGACAAGGUUUUUGUUGGUUUUCUUUUCUUUCCAAAAAAAACCCUGUUUUCAAAAGCACCGUUCAUUCUGUCUUUUGGACUACAUGGCACAAGUCCACAAGGUUGAAUUCCUAUUUGGUAUCACUUCAAAUACUUUCUUGCAGGUCAUAGAUGCUUUUUAGCUUCUUGGUUAUCUGUGUUACUGGAAUUCCUUGUUUUGCUUCAAGUUCCCUGAUUUUUCUUUUUUUCUUUUUUUUUUUUUCCAUCCCUUCUAUAACCUUCUCUUCUUUCAAACAUGUGCAGGUUUUUCCAUAUGGGGACAGCCCAGAAUGCUAAGUCAGUGAAAGCUCUAUAAAGUAAAUAUCUGUGAAUUAAAGCGUGUCAAAUCCCUGUGUAUAUGUUCUCAUUUUGAAGUAGGCUGGCCUUCAGUUCUGGUUGCAUAAUCUUCCACCUGGGUAUUCAUCAAGUUGGGCAGUUCAAGGUUGUUGGGGUAUUUUAAAGUGCUGAAUAGGUUUCUGACCAAGCCCUGGUGGACAUGUAAAGGGAUUCACCCCUCUGCACUCUCAGGGUGGCACUUAGGACUUUUACUGUACCACAUUUUUUGGCUUCUUGAACUGCACCUCAAAGCUCAGCACCUGCACGGUAGAGGCCAUGUUUCCCAGGUCCUGUUUUCCUACUGCACUAGUUUUCAGAACUCUCUGAUUUAUUGCCACCUGUAUGAUGAAUUUAAGCUUCCUGACAACACUGUGCUUUCUACUUGGGAUUUUGUAGCUGCCAGGAAGCUUUAGUAGUGUAGCAGAGCUUGACUGUAGGAGCGUGAUGUAAACGAUGCCCGUAGAACUAGGUUUAUUUUACAGUGCCCAUCAGAGGCUAUGCUUGUUCCUCAGAAAAUAAUCUUCCUUUCUCUUUUUCUUCUUCAUUUCUAUCUGCCUGGAUCUGGAGGAUGAGAGCCCCUCUUAGCAUUCAUGCAAGCCAUGUCAGAAAAGCACACACAGCGGGUUUAUCUCGGAGAGUGCAGCUCUCACAUGCUCACUGUCACCCUGCUCUGUCACAGUGCAUGUUUGUCCCCGUGUGCUGUCCCCUACCUCGUGUGUCUGUCACCAGUCAGAGGACACGGCUGCAGAGACGUGCAUGGAAGCUUAGCAGAGAAAACGCUGAACCGAAGCCAUUAAAUUACAGCUCUCCCAAUCCUGAAGAAAGAGCUCCUCCUGAAGGCAAAAACGGGGACCUGUGGCUCUUUACUUGAACUCUCCCUGUGUUUGCAUUGCAUUUCAGAAGAGAACGCCUUUUUGUUAUACUUGUGCUAUUUUGAGCCCCAAGCCCACAAAAAGGCAGCACAGAAUGCAAGGAGUGCACUUGCAGAGAAGCAAACCCAAGUGCAAACAAGCUGCAUUUGCAGAUGUGGAGGAAGUCCAGCGUGCGGGCCGGGCACUGGGAUGUGCUGGGAAUGGCAGGAACGUGAUGGGCACUGCUUAGAGGGAGUUAUGGAUUUCAGUGUUCAGUGAUAGACUGAUGGCCACUGCUGAUGUUGUGCAAUGUUGGUAAGAACUCUGCCCAUACCAUUUGUUUCUCAUCUAAACUGCUCGAUUUCUGUACCCAUUUCUUCAUGAUGUCAUUUUCUCCCAUUUAUUUCUGUGUCAGGCCUAACCCCAAGCCUGCUGCUGUGACCAAUGUUUCUUUCUAACUUGUGUUGUGUCUCCAUAAUGCCACACUUGUGUGUCCCUGCCAGAGUCCUCAUGUUGUCUUGUCUUUGUUUAAAUGUGGGCUUAACUGGAUCACAAAAAUUGGGCAUUAUUGGCAGGAACACUUCAGAAAAUUGGAUUUGGAAGGGAGGGCAAAGUUUGCUCUUACAUACAUCCCAUGAAGACUUGUUGACAUUCAAAGCGGGGGGAUCUAGAAUAUCUGUUGGUGAAAAAUGUUCACCUUUUCCAUUAAAUGUGCUGCCAAAUUCAGUGAUGUCAUUACUGCAACUCUACAGAGCAUUUAGAAAAACAAACCCUUGCCCAUGAUUUAAAGGAUAAAACAGGGUGGAAUUGAACCUGCACAAGAACUAGCAAAUCAUGCAGGGAGUCUCCCUAAGAAACAAGGUCUGCAAGAAACAAAUCUCUUACAAUGGCUCACUGAAAAACAUGUAUGAAAAAGACAAAUAUUGGAGCUUUAAUAAUUUUUAUUAUCUUAAAAUUAUAAACAUUUUUUCUGGUGAUUGAAACUAAGUUUAUUUCAAAUUAAAAUCCUGUGCUCAGUGACAGGAAAAUCAGCUCCUCUGACAGCUGUAUGCAAAGUAUAAAGGGGACAUACAUGCAUGCCCAGCAGGACUGUCAGUAUUAAGUGUGGGAUGGGUUUAGUUUAUGACUUUCCCAACAUUCUCCAGGUCCAGAUGUGCAAACAUUUGUGCACACACACAUAUAAAUGGAUAUAGACUUAAAACUCCUUUGGUGAUAUCUUUUUUCCCCUCUGUUUACACUGACAGCAUAAGCCAUGAUAUUAAUUUGCCUUGGGGUUAAUCAUUGCAAAACGUCUCUAAAAAGAGUCAGUUAUUUGAAACCUCUUUUAAAAUCAUAUUGAGGGAGUGAUUUUUUUUAAUCUGUUGAAAAGAUUACAAGAAGUUGUUCUCUCUCAUGCUUUCCAAGAGAAUUAUUACAGAGAAGCAUCUACUUUUCCUUUCAGCUGACUUUUCAGUGGGAUUGAUCCACGCAGUGAGCUCAUCUCCACCCCAUGAUCACAAGCCCAGGGCUUUUGUUUCUCCUUUUUGAACAAUUUCUUAUAUUCAAGAGCAGGGAAACAACAAAAAAAUGUCUGUGGAGGAUGUUUUGUAAUUUGUUGCACCUCUAGAAGUAUCUCAGAAGGUACAUACUCUAGAGGUGGUUCAUUUCUGAGAGUUCCUAGUAGCCACUGAGCUGAUUUUGUACUUUCUAACACUCUUCAUCCAGCUAAUGAUGGUCUGAAUGAUCCAGUGUUUGGGAGCAGCUGUAGAAAUACCCAUUUUAGAAUAUGUUGAGCCUAUAUGCCUGCAAAGAAAAAUUACCUUUGUUUCUGACUUGUUUACUUAAACUUCAAGAAGUAGAAAAUGUGCUACAUUAAUGUUUCUGUCCCUAGAAAAUAAAAAAGCAGAUUAAUUAAAUUUUUUUAUUUAACUCCCAAGUAAGAAUUUUCUGAUUCAUCUCUUUGCCUUUCUUAAAUAAACUGAUGUUAUACAGUAGAAUUUUAAUAUGUUAUGGUCUAUAUUUUCUUUACAUUAUAUGGGCUUUUUAAAGAAUGGAAUAUAUCAAAUUUGACAAAAAAUUACCUACUCAUGAGAACUCACACUUAACCAGACAUGUUUUUCCCCCAUAGCUGUAACAUGUCAGGCUUGUUUGCACACAAAACUGUCUUGGUCUGUUUCUAGUAGUCAGGCAUCUCCCUUUUUGUUCAGACUUUAGAGAGUUUUAGAUAAACCUGCAAGAAUGUGCUUUUGCAAAUUAAAUUUUUUAAAGAAACUCUUUGGUAUUCUGGAGUAAAUGUAUUUAUUUACCAGUAUGUGCAACGACUGAUUUUUGUGUUCUCACAUAAUUUAUGUGGUGUGUGUCAUAGAGGCUCCGGUGUUUGUGAAUACAGAACACUGCAGAAUUAUUUAAUUUGUUUGAAACAACAAGGUCUUUCCCUACCCAAGGUCAGAAACACCUCAAUAAAUUACUUCCACUGGAUAUGGAGUUAUUUAACAUAAGGAGUUUCCAGUGCCAUUUAAACUGUAUUUUUACAAUUUCCUCUGUCAGGAACAAUAUAGUUUGGGCAAUCUUGCAUUUGGGCAGGUGUUUGGUCCCAACAGAGAGGAGAGCACUGAGCCAACCCAGGAAGAUCACUGAUCAAAAAAGAGAGGUGUCUGUUUGCUCUUUAGGAAUGUGUGCUCCUCCAAAAAACUGAUGGAGCUCCAAAGCUUAGAAAAGUCACUUGACCAGACCAACCUUUCCAGCUGUGUUUGGGAUGCUCAGUCUGUCUGAUCUGGUGUUGCAUUUGUUUCCUUUGGAAUACAUGGUCAGUAUAAAACCACUGAUAAAGAGAUGAUUUGCUAACUCUUACCUGGUUUCUCUUCCCCAGUGUUUGUGAUAUGUGAGGUUAGAAACAUAGAAUUUUAUUAUUUUUUAUUAAAAUGUGCAAAUAAAUGUUAUUUAAAUAGAA
Molecule: messenger RNA, 14555 nt
Organism: Parus major (Great Tit)
Lineage: Eukaryota; Metazoa; Chordata; Aves; Passeriformes; Paridae
Gene: TUB
Product: TUB bipartite transcription factor
Exons: 13
Coding region: 306-1883 (525 amino acids)
Biological process (GO): protein localization to cilium
Cellular component (GO): cilium
Source: RefSeq, a predicted model, not a curated record